CUCUAGGUGGCGCAGAAGUGCAAGCAAAUCACUUAAACACUUUUGUCCCUGGACGGCUUCCUUCCACAGCGUGGACGUGAAUGACAUUCUGAGCUUUCAUAAGAUUGCUCACUUCUGCUGGAUGCGAAGAUGUCCUUAACCUUUUUGUUCAGAACAUUAACAAGAGAUGUCGCAAAGGUCAGUGUUGGCCAGCAUGUGCAGUCUUUACACACGGGAUGUCAGCUGCUGGCAGCAGAGAAAGCCCUCCUCAUGAAACUGCGGAAAAGCACCGGCUACACUUUUAUUAACUGUAAGAAAGCCCUGGAGAAGUUUGAUAAUGACGUAGCACAGGCAGAGACAUGGCUGCAUGAGCAGGCCCAGAAGGAGGGCUGGAGCAAAGCAAACAAGCUCGAAGGUCGCAAAGCCAAAGAGGGCCUGAUCGGCGUGUUUGUGGGGGACAAAGCUGCGGUAAUGGUUGAGGUGAACUGUGAGACAGACUUUGUGGCACGCAAUGAGAAGUUCCAGCAGCUGGUUAAGGAUGUGACAUUUGCCACCUUGGCCCACUUCAGAAAUAAAACUCAAAGUCAGUCGGGAUAUGUAAAGAGUGUCCUGUCAAGCGAUGACUUAAGCAAACUCAGCGUGGGUGAAGGAACUUCACUAGCUGAUCAGGUGGCUCUCACUAUAGGUCGCCUUGGUGAGAACAUGUCUUUGAAGCGGGCAGUGACGGUGGGCAUCCCUGCUGAGUGGAAAAUUGGUUCAUAUGUACACGGCGGCAUCAGCACCCAGACAGAGGUAGCCAUGGGCCGUUAUGGAGCCCUGGUCGUAUUUCAGGGUGGAAAGGAAGGAGAGCAGGAAAUGCUAGGUCGUAAACUGGGACAGCAUAUAGUGGGAGAGUCGCCUUUGUCUCUGGGUAACAUGGAUGACCUGCCCUGUGGCGAAAGUGAGACACGCCUGCUGCCUCAGACCUUCCUGGCAGACCCCAGCAGGACUGUGGCACAGUUCCUCAGAGGUCAGCAGGCUCGAGUGCUAGACUUUGUCCGAUUUCAAUGCGGCGAGACGACUGAAGACGCAGAAUGAAGAGAGGGAAAUUGUACAUCCAGCUGAAUUUGACAUGUCUUCAUUUCAUGUGUGAAUAUAAUUCAGGUUUUUGUGUACUCUGUAAGACUGAGGCAUCACAGUCACACAGCAUCAUGAAUUUGAAAGAGUGUGCGCCCGCAAACACUGGUACCUGAUGAAAUGACCAAUCCAACAUUAAAAUCUUUUUCCUGAAAA
Molecule: messenger RNA, 1251 nt
Organism: Maylandia zebra (zebra mbuna)
Lineage: Eukaryota; Metazoa; Chordata; Actinopteri; Cichliformes; Cichlidae
Gene: tsfm
Product: Ts translation elongation factor, mitochondrial
Biological process (GO): mitochondrial translational elongation
Molecular function (GO): protein binding; translation elongation factor activity
Source: RefSeq, a predicted model, not a curated record